Messenger RNA from Giardia duodenalis, 2241 nucleotides. Its product is annotated as Long chain fatty acid CoA ligase 5. NCBI's taxonomy places the organism in Eukaryota, Fornicata, Diplomonadida, Hexamitidae. Gene Ontology annotation, molecular function: long-chain fatty acid-CoA ligase activity. Bases 1 to 2241 code for a protein of 746 amino acids. The record is from RefSeq and is a predicted model, not a curated record. The transcript has a single exon. Gene Ontology annotation, cellular component: endoplasmic reticulum; membrane.
AUGGACCGUGUACAGAUAGCAGACGGAUGCGCUUUUAUUCAUCCGUCGCCUCUAGAUACUAUUAGUCAUGUAGCUCUCGACGAGGAGAGGGAACUGAAUCCAUCCAUCCCGGUCUUGAAGUUGGUCCGGAAAGCUUUCAAAAGGUUUUCUGAUAAACCUUACCUCGGGUAUCGUGCUGGCCUGGCCACGUGCGUUAAGGAGGUAACCGACAAGUAUACCUACAUGACCUAUGGCGAGGCAGACUCCUACGUGACCGAGCUCGCCAAGGUCCUGGCAAAGCUUGGUAUUGGGAAAGGCGACCGCGUUGGCAUCUUUGCACGCAACUCCCCCCUCUGGCUGCUUUUCGACUUCGCGUGCACGGCCGUGGGCGCAGUGGUCGUCCCUAUCUACGACACCCUUGGGGCCGCCAAGACAUCGUACUGCAUCAACCACGCAGAGGUUCGCCUUCUGGUCACUCAGACAGAGCUACUCCCACUGGUUCUCGGAAUAUGGCCAUCGUGCCCGGAGCUGCAGCGCGUCCUAAUUAUCGAUACAAGCAUAUCAGAACUAGAUGACCAAACUAUGAACAAUUGCUUGCAUAAGGCUGUGCCCUCAUAUAUAGAGGCACAGCAGUCUGACGGGGCUUCCCUCGGAAUUGACCUAUCCAAGCUUUACGUGGCUGGGAAAGCAGAUGACUCUGUUUACAAAUUCAAUGUGCUCUCUACUGUUACGUCCCAGCUGGGAGCCUUAUCUGAUGCCACUGAUGUUCGUAUGGCUAAUGCGAACAUCAAUGACUCAAAUACUCACAUAGCCGAGGUAAUUAACGAAAUCUUGGAAAAAACACAGAUUAAGGAAUCGCCAGGCAAAAUAUCUUUUUUGAAGAACAUGCUGGAUGAAGUGAAGGGCCUUGACUACAAAGGGGACUAUGAGGCAAGCGUGGAUGAGGUGCACACUAUCCUAUAUACCUCUGGAUCGUCUGGAAACCCUAAGGGAGUGACACACACCCACAGUACAAUACAAGGGUCUUACACCAUGGUAUAUGGAUUUCUUCCAUAUGUAUCUAGGGACGGUGGUCAAAUGGUAACUAUGUCCUAUCUUCCUCUCGGCCAUAUAUACGAAUCUGCUGGAGAGAUACUUUUUACCGUCCGGGGGUACAAGAUAGCAUACUAUAGUGGUAACACAAAGAACCUAACCACGGACAUCAAGCUGGCCAAGCCGACGAUUCUACUGGCCGUUCCGCGGGUGCUCCAGAAGAUCUACAACGCCGUGAUGGCGAAGGUUGAGGCGUCGCUUGUCAAGAAGGCUGUCUUCUGUCUAGCAUGCAAGGUGAAGGAGUACACGGAGGGGUCCUGGAUUAAGACGGGAACACUCCCCUGGCUCGACAACGUCGUCUUCAAGGACAUUAAAGCCGCCCUCGGGGGCCACCUCGAGCUCAUCGUCAGCGGAUCCUCUGCUCUCCCCCAGGAGGUGUGGCGAUUCAUGCGUCUCUGCACCGGUGCUCGGAUCACAUGUGGAUAUGGCUUGACAGAGACGUGUGCUUCUGGUCUUUGUCAACUUCCUCACAUGCCUUAUGUGGGAUCGCCGACAGGAAGCCUUGUGCCAUUCAUGCAAGCUAAGCUCAUUGACAAGAGCGACACCUGCGAGCUCUCGCUGAAGACUCACCGUGUUGGGGAGCUUCUCCUGAAAGGUCCCGGCAUUGCGAAGGAGUACUACAAGAUGCCGGAGAGCCCUCUACGGGACGCGGACGGCUACUUCCACACGGGAGAUCUGAUGAGGCUCAACGAUGACGGUUCCCUCACAUUUGUCCGCCGCAUAAACAUGGUUGUGAAGUCUCUCAUGGGCGAAUUCAUUGACAUAUGCGCAGUUGAGGACGCCAUGGAGAAGAGCCCACUCUUUGCAAGCGUCUUCGUGCAUGCUCAGAGUGACAAGUCGUUCCCGAUUUGCGUUGCUGUCUUGGACAAGACUGCGCUUGCUCACCGUCUGAAGUGUAGCACUGAUGAUGUGGAGAAGGCCGAGUACGCAGCUGCAACCAAGAAGAUUCUUGAGGCCGAGGCAGCAUCCUUUGUCAAGCGCGUUGGGCUAAAAGGAUAUUGUGUCCCCAAGUGUUUCAGGUGGCUCUUUGAUAUCGAUUGGAGCACGGACCAAGAUCUCAUGACUCCGUCCCUGAAGAAGCAGCAUCGCUUCUUUGCGAAGCGCUACGCUGCGGAGAUUGCAAGCAUGUGGGAGGAGCUAGAAGGCUCUGAGCGUGCUCUGGCAAAGUAG